CUGUUGAUUAACAACUUUUCAUCACCUAGAUAUAUAAAUGCUCAAACUCACAAAGCCCACCGACACAUCCCAAAAAAUGGUAAUUUUCGGCGACUUGUCGUCUACUGAAGCUGCUCUCACUAUGGCUGCAGCAAUCUUCUUCUUCUUCACCUUCUUCAUCAACAAAUGGAUGAAAUUCGAAACGAAACUGCCACCUGGCCCCAAAACACUUCCUAUAAUCGGAAACCUGCACCUCAUCAGCUCCCCUCCCUACCACUGCUUCAGGGAACUAGCCGACCGCUACGGCCCCAUCAUGUACCUCAAACUCGGCGAGUCCCCGGUCGUGGUGGUGACGUCGCCGGAUAUCGCGAAAGAAAUGCUGAAAGAUCUCGACCCCAGCUUCGCCGGCAGACCGCAGGGCGUGGCCAUGGAGAUCAUGUGGUACGGCUACCAGAGCAUCGCCUUCUGCCCCUACGGCGACUACUGGCGGCAAAUGCGGAAGAUCUGCAUCAACGAGCUUCUCAGCCCUAGAAUGGUGCGCUCCUUCCGAUCCAUCAGGAGAGACGAGGCCGCUCGCUUGGUCGAUUCCUUGCGGGAAUCUUUUGGAAGCUCCGUGAAUCUAACGGACAAAAUCUUCACCUUCUCCAACUCCAUCACGUGCCGAACUGCAUUUGGCGGCGUGUGCAAUGAUAGAGAGGGUUUCAUUAAGGUGAUGAUGGAGACGCUGAGGAUGGCCGGAGGGUUUGAAAUCGAGGAUAUCUUCCCGUCUUCGAGGAUUGUGAAGGCGCUGAGCUGGAGCAAGACGAGGCUGAUGAAGAUGCGGAGCAAGCUCGAUGCGAUUCUCGAUGAUGUUAUUGAUGAGCACAGGGAGAAUCUCUCGAAGAUGGUGGCGCAGGAGAUUCCGGGAGAUUCUGGGCGGAGAUCCGGGAAUGGUGAGUUUGGGGGGGAGGAUUUGGUUGAUGUAUUGCUGAGAAUGAAGGAGGGAGGAGCUGAGGAGCUCAAGAUUCCUAUCGACGGUGACAAAAUCAAAGCGAGUUCGAGGGACAUGUUUUCAGCUGGAACUGAGACUUCAUCAUCACUCAUUGAUUGGGCGAUGGUAGAAUUAAUGAGGAACCCUAAUGUGAUGGCCAAGGCACAAGCUGAAGUAAGACAAGUAUUAAAAAGUGGCACCACUCUAGACGAAGACGACGUUCAUAAACUAAAAUAUCUGAAACUAGUGGUCAAAGAGGUUUUGAGGCUACACCCUCCAAUUCCGAUGGUGCCUAGAGCUUCGAGGGAGGUGCAGGAAAUCAAAGGAUACGUGAUACCUGCUGGUGUUAAGGUGAUGGUGAACAUUUGGGCAAUGCAUAGGGAUCCAAGCUUCUGGAAAGAUCCAGAAAGGUUCGAGCCCAAGAGAUUCGAGAAUCAAGCCUUGGAAUUUACUGGUGGUGAUUUUCAAUUCUUGCCAUUUGGAAGUGGAAGAAGAAUGUGCCCUGGGAUCACGUAUGGUUUGUCUAUUGUGGAGUUGGCUUUAGCUCAAUUGCUCUACAACUUCGAUUGGAAGCUUCCAGAAGGAGUGAGGCCAGAAGAUUUGGACAUGGUUGAGAAUGAUGGUCUUACAGCUUCGAGAAAAGACAAAUUAUUUGUGGUCGCCACUCCGUAUCAACCAUAAUUUAGUUUGAGGUGUUUGUAAUGGAUCUGUGAUGUGUGCUAGUAUUUGUAAUGAUAAUGAUGCUCUAUAUAUGAUAAAUAAUGGAUGUUUCAUUUGUGCA
Salvia miltiorrhiza (redroot sage) is the source of this 1730-nucleotide messenger RNA. RefSeq names its product premnaspirodiene oxygenase-like. The record is from RefSeq and is a predicted model, not a curated record. The transcript is spliced from 4 exons. Bases 38 to 1630 code for a protein of 530 amino acids. Gene Ontology annotation, molecular function: iron ion binding; monooxygenase activity; oxidoreductase activity, acting on paired donors, with incorporation or reduction of molecular oxygen. Lineage: Eukaryota; Viridiplantae; Streptophyta; Magnoliopsida; Lamiales; Lamiaceae.